AUGUCGUUCCCAACACGAUCCCUUUCAACUCGGCUCCCCGGGGCGGGGUCGCAUAAUGCUUCAGCGGGCCCGUCGCCCAUGCUGGUUGCGCGUAUCGCCGAGAAGAAGGCUGAGCUGGAGCACCUGAGGGAGCUUCGCGACCUCAGCGCUGCCGUUGCAGGCCAAAUGGAGGCUCUGGAGCAGAAACUAGCGACUCUUUCGGACGGAACAGAAGCAAUUGCCAUGGUCGUUGGCAAUUGGCAUAAUGUGCUGCGUGCCAUCAACAUGGCUUCCGCCCAGCUCGCCAAGCCGCAAGGAGAAGAACCGUUGGAACCGGAAGGCGCCAGCCUAUCUCUCCCUCAGACGCUGGUUCGCAUUCCGACGGAGCAUGCCCCAACACUGCAGGCGCAGACCGAAACCAUGGCCGAAUCCGCAGACAACAGCAUGGCUACUCCGUGA
Colletotrichum graminicola M1.001 is the source of this 438-nucleotide messenger RNA. RefSeq names its product DASH complex subunit Dad2. Bases 1 to 438 code for a protein of 145 amino acids. The record is from RefSeq and is a predicted model, not a curated record. The transcript is spliced from 3 exons. Gene Ontology annotation, cellular component: mitotic spindle; DASH complex; mitotic spindle midzone. Lineage: Eukaryota; Fungi; Ascomycota; Sordariomycetes; Glomerellales; Glomerellaceae. Gene Ontology annotation, biological process: attachment of spindle microtubules to kinetochore; mitotic cell cycle.